Saccostrea cuccullata (small rock oyster) is the source of this 941-nucleotide messenger RNA. RefSeq lists its product as uncharacterized. The coding region runs from base 237 to 758 and encodes 173 amino acids. The record is from RefSeq and is a predicted model, not a curated record. NCBI's taxonomy places the organism in Eukaryota, Metazoa, Mollusca, Bivalvia, Ostreida, Ostreidae. The transcript is spliced from 3 exons.
CGAAUUCUCACUUGUAAAGUGCUUUUGAGGGGAUUGAUUUUUAAUAAUCCAGAAGUCGAAUUGACAACAAUUUCAGUUAAUAACUGUUAAUGGACAACCUACACGGUAUUGUCCAUUGAUUAUCGGAGGGCCACGGUUUUUGUCUGUCCAGUAUUGGCCUAAAUUAACUUCUAAUUCUCAGACCAUUGAACGCUUUCCCAAGAGCACCCGGGGACUUGUUGAAUCGGUCUGUAGCCAUGUGCCGGUCUCUGUCGAGGAGUACCAGGGUCUCCAUCGGGGGGAUGGCAGUGGGUUUCCUGUUACAAAUAGUGGGUGUGUCCAUGGCACACUGGUGCGACUCGACAUCUCGGCAGACCAAACGUUUUAAUUUUGGACUCUGGAAAACAUGCGAAGAUAUAGGAAGGCCAAACGAACACGUACCCAUAUGUCAUUUUUCUUUGGACGGCCAGAUAAUUGUGGUACAGGUAUUAGAAGUCUUGGGAGUACUUGGCACCAUAAGCACUCCAUGCCUGGUAUUUGCAGCUGCCGUUAAAUAUGAAAAUAAAUGUAGGACCUCCAUUUUUUCCAUUAUGUCUGCAUUUGGAACAGCAUCCUGUAUUAUAAUGGGCGUGGUCAUUUUUGGAGUGGAGGUCCCGGAUGAGAACUGGAAGUUGUCCUGGUCGUUCGGAUUUUCGGCGGCGGCGGGCGGUUUCUACCUGGGUGUUUUUGUUUCACUGAUUUGUAUUACCCUAGAAAUAUCACCUGAUGCUGAGGAUUGAUCGAUGAUGAAGAGAAAUUGAAGUAUAUCGGAAUUUAGGUUAAACGGUGUGAAAAUGUCCAGGAAUUUGUAGAUUCGUGUCGAUGUCAGGAAUUGAAAUGAAUGAUGAAAGACGAUGUUCAACAUUAUAUGGAGCAUAUAAUCUGGCAAGGGAGUUCAUUUAAGCAUUCAACAGAAAUACUUC